Molecule: messenger RNA, 1574 nt
Organism: Patiria miniata (bat star)
Lineage: Eukaryota; Metazoa; Echinodermata; Asteroidea; Valvatida; Asterinidae
Product: zinc finger protein 90-like
Exons: 2
Coding region: 90-1559 (489 amino acids)
Biological process (GO): regulation of transcription by RNA polymerase II
Cellular component (GO): chromosome
Molecular function (GO): chromatin insulator sequence binding
Source: RefSeq, a predicted model, not a curated record
CUCAACGGUUCAUGUGUUCCUGAUAAUGAAGUGAUAAUUCACACGAAAACACAGUCACUCGACUCGCAGAUGCGGAAGGAAGUCUCGAGAUGGAGGGAUCGCGUCUUGAACAUUUUGAAAAGCCACCUCGUGCUGACUCCAAAAGUACUCUUAUCUGUGGUCGGUGUAAGCAGGAAUAUGAUACACUGACUGCGUUUCUAAAACAUCGAGCCUACCAUGUAGAUGAAAACGGCAAACAUUACUGUGAAUUAUGUCAAGCAGUGUUCUCCUCCAAAACAUCAGCACUGGAACAUUACACCAGUCAUCACCAAGUCGUCUUUGGUGAAGAUGAAAAAGACACCGAAGCAGCAGGCAAUAAAGCCUAUAGAAUAAUUGAGGUCGGGGAGACGGACAGUGAGAUCAUUGCCGUCAUAGCCGAUCCAGACACAGAGCAUGUCGACGAAGAGACUGAGAAAGUCUACAACGAGUUAGUCCAGAAGAAGUUGCCCGAAACGGCCACCGACGAUUACCUGCGGUAUGGCAUGAACUACAAGUUUGCGAUGGAGGUGGUCCAAGUGGAGAGGCCAAAGUUCAGUUUCGGCAAAACGGUGCUGAAUUGUCUGUUUUGCCUGCUGCAGGCCAACGACAUCAUGGUGCUGUCCAGACACAUGUUCAACAGUCACAAAAGCUUUGUGAACAACGAGAGAGUGGAUGAGUAUGAACGGGUUUUCUUGGAGAACCAGCAGAGAGAGAAGGGGAAGAAGUAUGCAGGGCAGGUUUUGACUUUGAGCAGGUAUUGGAAGAUCAGUCGUGAAGACUUAGAGGAGCAGCCGAAGCAGCGAACUUGCCGAGUGAGGACGAAGUACAGACGCAAGCUGCAGCCGACGGCUUUCCCCUGCCCGACGUGUGGUAAGGAGUUCAAGCAGGGACGGCUGAGGCGAGUUCACAUGGAGACUCAUCGGACUGAGAAGAACUUCUUAUGCGAUGAGUGUGGCAAAGCCUUCAAGUCCCGCACCCGGCUGACGGCCCACCGCAAGUCCCACAAGGAGAAGAUCUUCAAGUGUCCGCAGUGCGACUUCCAGUCUAAACUCCAUAGCGCCAUCCACGCCCACCGUCAGGUGCACAGCCAGGGCUGCGUGCUGUGCCACAUCUGCGGCUCGGCCUACACGGACCGCUCCACCCUAACCAAGCACAUGGCCGUGCACUCCAUGGAUCGGCCGUACCCCUGUGCCUACCCCGGCUGCACGUGGCGUUUCAAGACCGAAGCACUGUGCCGAGCCCACUUCCGCGCCCACACAAGCAAGGGACGCUACAAGUGCGAAGUCUGCCACUACCUCUUCCGCCACAAGCAUCAUCUGCAAAGACACCUGGUUUCAGUUCACAGAAUGGAGAUUAUUAAACACCAACAGCUCAGGCCAGAUGUUGGGAUCCUCCCAGCCAACGAGGAGCCACCUGUUCCUCUUGAGGGCGGGGCUAGUGAUAUGCAAAUGAUCCAGGUGGUACUUAAUCAACAGGUACAUCAGGAGGUCGUUAGUACAGACAUGCAGGGUAUUCAGGUCUUCAAAUUAUUCACGACCUGAUUGUCUGUAUUAAAA